AUGCGUGAGGCUAUCUGCAUCCACAUUGGUCAGGCUGGUUGCCAGGUUGGUAACGCCUGCUGGGAAUUGUUCUGCCUGGAACACGGCAUUCAACCCGAUGGUGCGAUGCCCUCUGACAAGACGAUUGGCGUUGAGGAUGAUGCGUUCAACACCUUCUUCUCUGAGACUGGUGCUGGCAAGCACGUUCCCCGCGCGGUGUUCUUGGACCUGGAGCCAACAGUGGUGGAUGAAGUGCGCACUGGCACGUACCGCCAGCUGUUCCACCCCGAGCAGCUGAUCUCCGGCAAGGAGGAUGCGGCCAACAACUACGCUCGUGGCCACUACACCAUUGGUAAGGAGAUCGUCGACCUCUGCCUGGACCGCAUCCGCAAGCUCGCUGACAACUGCACUGGUCUUCAGGGCUUCCUCGUGUAUCACGCCGUCGGCGGUGGCACUGGUUCUGGCCUGGGUGCGCUGCUCUUGGAGCGCCUCUCCGUGGACUAUGGCAAGAAGUCCAAGCUCGGCUACACGGUGUAUCCAUCACCGCAGGUGUCGACGGCUGUCGUGGAGCCCUACAACUCUGUGCUCUCGACACACUCACUUCUGGAGCACACCGAUGUUGCUGCGAUGCUUGACAAUGAAGCAAUUUAUGAUUUGACUCGCCGCAACCUCGAUAUUGAGCGCCCCACGUACACCAACCUGAACCGCCUCAUCGGUCAGGUGGUUUCCUCGCUGACAGCGUCCCUCCGCUUCGACGGUGCAUUGAACGUGGAUCUGACAGAGUUCCAGACAAACCUUGUGCCGUACCCACGUAUCCACUUCGUGCUGACAAGCUAUGCACCAGUCAUCUCCGCAGAGAAGGCCUACCACGAGCAACUCUCUGUCUCUGAGAUCUCGAACGCUGUGUUUGAGCCCGCCUCCAUGAUGACAAAGUGCGACCCCCGCCACGGCAAGUACAUGGCGUGCUGCCUCAUGUACCGUGGUGACGUUGUGCCAAAGGAUGUGAAUGCUGCCGUCGCGACCAUCAAGACGAAGCGCACGAUUCAGUUCGUGGACUGGUCUCCCACAGGCUUCAAGUGCGGUAUCAACUACCAGCCACCCACGGUGGUGCCAGGUGGUGACCUUGCCAAGGUGCAGCGCGCGGUAUGCAUGAUCGCCAACUCCACGGCCAUCGCAGAGGUGUUCGCUCGUAUUGACCACAAAUUCGAUCUCAUGUACAGCAAGCGCGCCUUCGUGCACUGGUACGUCGGUGAGGGUAUGGAAGAGGGUGAGUUCUCCGAGGCCCGUGAAGACCUUGCAGCACUUGAGAAGGACUACGAAGAGGUUGGUGCCGAGUCCGCGGAUAUGGACGGUGAGGAGGAUGUGGAGGAGUACUAG
Molecule: messenger RNA, 1356 nt
Organism: Trypanosoma brucei brucei TREU927
Lineage: Eukaryota; Euglenozoa; Kinetoplastea; Trypanosomatida; Trypanosomatidae
Product: alpha tubulin
Exons: 1
Coding region: 1-1356 (451 amino acids)
Biological process (GO): mitotic cell cycle; microtubule cytoskeleton organization
Cellular component (GO): cytoplasm; microtubule
Molecular function (GO): structural constituent of cytoskeleton; GTP binding
Source: RefSeq, a predicted model, not a curated record